Molecule: messenger RNA, 797 nt
Organism: Bipolaris maydis ATCC 48331
Lineage: Eukaryota; Fungi; Ascomycota; Dothideomycetes; Pleosporales; Pleosporaceae
Product: mitochondrial 54S ribosomal protein mL59
Cellular component (GO): mitochondrial large ribosomal subunit
Molecular function (GO): structural constituent of ribosome
Source: RefSeq, a predicted model, not a curated record
AUGAGCGCCCCAAAGACGGUCGAAAUUGCAAAAUCACUGCCGCCGCGCCUACUGCGCUUCUUCCAAAAGUACCCUCCGCCUGCGCUGUUCCCUGAUCUCACAUCCCCACUUUCAAAUCCAUCGCAACCGGCGGCCAACACAAUAUCAACCACCCCGCCCACCGACGCCGAUGCCUCAAUUAACGAGAUUUCGGCACAAAAUAACACACCAAUUCCCUCAAGCGCACCCCAAAACUCAAACAUACCGCCAGAAGCGCACCAACUUCCCUACCCAAACCCUUUCCUCCCCCACAAGAACUUCACAACCGGACGAUGGCAGAGCCCCGCCUAUGGACUGCGCAAGCAAGCCGCCCUGGUGAAGCUUGCUUCUGAGCAUGGUGUUGUCGAUCUGCUACCGUGGACUAUCAAAAAGCCGGGUGAGAAGGAGCGACAGAGGGUGGAGAGGGGUCUGCAAGUCAAGGGCACGGGCGAGGGACAAAAGGUCAAGGGAAAGCUGUGGGAAAGAACACUCAAGGGCCGCCUAGAGAUGAGGCGACAGGCUAUGCUGAACAUGCCUGCCUUGAUUCAGGAAUGGAAGCAAAAGGGACACGGCAGGGGAUGGAAAAAGUGGCCGAGUGGCAAGGCAAAAUAAGUCUAUCCAUGUUUGAGUGGUGGUGGGCAGCUUCAAUUCUUUAUUUUCAAUACCCACAUGUACAAUGUAUGAAUCAAAUCCAUUCCAUUGACGCAACAAAACAUGGGACGACGUUGGCUGGAAGUCUGAUCAAGAUAAAAAAAAACAAUUGCUAAUUGGGUAUCCUU